UGGUCGGAAGAGCGUCAGAUGAUCGUCUCCCAGCAAUUUUCAAUAUGGCGGCGUCGACAUAACCUGUGCUGAGAAGCGUGGAAGUCGGUGCUGGUUGGUUCUGCUGCUUCUGGGAAGGAAAUAUUCUGGGUUGGAGGAUGAGUUAAAGAGACUAGGAGGAGGAUUAUAGAAAAGAUGGAUCUGAAGUGCUGUGUAUUUUCUUUCCUUUUUCCGGUGCUGCUGCAAGCUUCCCAGUUCUGAUCAGACGCAGAAACCUACAGCCAGCAUUGCGGAGUAAGAGCAUAAUUAUGGUGGUGUGCAAACAGCAGCCAAUCGAAAAUUCUCAAAAAUACUCAGGAAGAAGUCUGUACUAAUGAAAAGCAAGUGUCUCCUGUGGAUUUGGACUCUGGGAGGCACCUUACCUCCUUACAGAAGGGCAGGAACGCUACAGAUUCAAAAGGCCUGGAAUAUUUCACCUUUAAUUGCUGUUAAAGUCAGAAAUAUUUUUGUGAAAGCCAUGGAUGGUGAUCAGCCACAAUGUAUGGAAACAGCUGACUUGAAUCUGGAGCAAAAUGUGGCUCAGUCCCCUAUCGUGAGCACUACUGGUGGCAGUGAGGCAGUAAAGAAUGGAGGAACCCUGGUCACUGAAGGGAAGGGGAAAAUAUUUUUCCCAAGUGCCAAUGAAGUGUUCUACAACCCUGUUCAGGAGUUUAACAGAGACCUUACGUGUGCAGUCCUUACGGAAUUUGUACGGCUGCAGCUUUCAUCAAAAGGGAUUUCAAUUGCAGUCCCUGGAGAAGAGAAUGUCUCAAAAGUGAUUGUGGAUCUCUCGAAAGGGGGAAAAGAUGAUGACCUGGAGCAGACACCUGGUGGUGAUGACCAGCAAGAUAAUGAGGAGCAUGAAGCUGUGAAAGUGGGAGAAGUAUGCCAGGAGGGAGUCCGAGUGCUGGAGGCCUUGGCUGCUUCUGGAUUACGCUCCAUCCGGUUUGCAAAGGAGGUUCCUGGCCUUCAGAGAGUGGUGGCGAAUGACUUAUCUGCCAAGGCUGUUGAGCUAAUAACCAAAAACAUCCAGCUCAAUGAUGUCGGACACCUGGUGACUCCAAGCUUGUCAGACGCCCGGAUGCUGAUGUACCAGAGCAAGGCAGACAGAGACCUCUUUGAUGUCAUUGAUCUGGACCCGUAUGGCAGCCCUUCGAUGUUUCUGGAUGCUGCGGUUCAGAGCGUGAGUGACGGAGGCCUGCUGUGUGUCACAUGCACCGACAUGGCUGUAAUGGCUGGGAACUCCGGGGAGACCUGCUACAGCAAAUAUGGGUCCAUGUCUAUCAAGGGCAAGUUCUGCCAUGAGAUGGCCCUGCGGAUUAUCCUGCACAGCAUUGAUCUGCGAGCCAACUGCUACCAGCGCUACAUUGUCCCACUCCUGUCGGUCAGUGCGGAUUUCUACAUUCGUGUUUUCGUCCGGGUCUUUACUGGGCAAGCCAAGGUUAAAGCUUCUGCAAGCAAACAGGCCUUUGUCUAUAACUGUGUGGGCUGUGGCUCCUUUCAUAUGCAGAGACUUGGCAAAGUGGCUCACAAUGGAAACAACUUCAACUACAAGGCUGCCUGUGGGCCUCCUGUGGGACCAUCUUGUGAGUAUUGUCAGCAGCGCCACCAGCUGGGUGGCCCUCUGUGGGCAGAGCCCCUGCACAAUGCAGAUUUUGUCCAGCGAGUCCUGUCAGCAGUUGGGAGCAACCCAGCACGCUUCCGAACAAGCCAGCGGAUUCAGGGCAUCCUGAGCAUGGUGAUGGAGGAGCUCAGUGAUGUCCCUCUCUACUACACCCUUGACCAUCUCAGCAAAACCGUCCGUUGCAGCAGCCCUUCCCUGCUACAGUUCAGGUCAGCUCUCCUCCAUGCUGGUUACCGGGUGUCACUGUCCCAUGCCUGCAAAAACGCCAUCAAGACAGAUGCGCCACCACCUGUGCUUUGGGACAUCAUGCGCUGCUGGGAGAAACUCAAUCCUGUGAAAAGAGAGCGCCUUUCCGAGAGCAGCCCAGCUGCCCACAUCCUUUCUGUAGAACCAAAGCUGCAGGCAUCCUUCACUGUCCGGGCGGAUGCUAAUCCUAGCUCACGAAAGCAAGGCCUCAAACGGUUCCAGCUAAAUCCAGAGCCUUUUUGGGGCCCAAAAGCAAGAGCCAAAGCUGGGGGUGGGAUCUCUUCCUCCUUGCAGGAAAAGAGAAAGCUACACCAGAACAAGAGGAAAGAAUGUGCAGAACAGAGUGAUGGGGCCCACCUGAAGAACUUUCCCUGCAAACGGUUCCGGCAAGGCAACUGUUCACUGGGGGACAAGUGCUGCUACUCCCAUGAGACGGAAGGAAAGACGGCAGAAAACAACCCAGCACCAUCUUGAUGAGAAACAGUCUUUGGUAUCUGCUCCCUUUUGUUUUAUAUAUUUGUGCUAAAUGGAGAGCCUUUAUUUUCAAAUGACUGUCCAUUUAUGAUGUGCCUGCCAUUAAACAAUGGUGUUAGCUUUUGAUGGUU
Podarcis muralis (Common wall lizard) is the source of this 2493-nucleotide messenger RNA. RefSeq names its product tRNA methyltransferase 1 (gene TRMT1). Lineage: Eukaryota; Metazoa; Chordata; Lepidosauria; Squamata; Lacertidae. Gene Ontology annotation, cellular component: nucleus. Gene Ontology annotation, biological process: tRNA N2-guanine methylation. The record is from RefSeq and is a predicted model, not a curated record. Gene Ontology annotation, molecular function: RNA binding; metal ion binding; tRNA (guanine) methyltransferase activity.